Fusarium coffeatum is the source of this 927-nucleotide messenger RNA. RefSeq lists its product as uncharacterized. The record is from RefSeq and is a predicted model, not a curated record. The transcript has 2 exons. NCBI's taxonomy places the organism in Eukaryota, Fungi, Ascomycota, Sordariomycetes, Hypocreales, Nectriaceae. Bases 1 to 927 code for a protein of 308 amino acids.
AUGCGCUCUGUAAAGUCCCUACUCCUAUGGAGUCUCGCUUCAUUCUCUGCACCAGCAGCCGCCCUCCCUCCACUAUCCGGCGAAACUCGAAACUUCUUAGAAACCUCGUCCCUCUCAAAACGCGCCGACGAUAAACCAAAACCGAAGACUCCGAAAUACUUUGUCGAAGCCGGUCGCAAUAUUGAGCUUGGCCACUACGAUGGGCGUUACUUCAAAUGGAAAAUCGGAUAUGACGAACAUCGCGAUGUUCUUCGAGACUUGAUCCGAAGUUACCUGUUUACUAUGGACAGUUACGGCGUUGAGACAUGGAUCGCUCAUGGAACAUUGCUAGGUUGGUGGUGGAAUGGGCAGAUUAUGCCUUGGGACUAUGAUCUUGAUGUUCAAGUCUCAAACAGCACCCUUCAAUGGAUCGGCGACAACCUCAACCGUACGGAACAUAAUUGGAAUUACACCGAAACUGAUACGGGGAAAUUUAUAUCCAAGAGAUACCUACUGGAUAUCAACCCCCACCAUGUCGACAUUGACCGAGCUGAUGGUAGAAACAUUAUCGAUGGACGUUGGAUCGACAUGCAAAACGGCAUGUACGUUGAUAUUACCGGCCUGCGCGAACGGGAGGUGUCACGACCAGGUAUCUGGAGUUGCAAGAACAAGCAUCGAUACAAGAGCCAGGACCUGUGGCCCAUGCGCAUCACAGAGUUUGAAGGUGUCAGGGCUCGAGUGCCUUUCAACUUCAAUAAGAUUUUGGUUGAUGAAUAUGAUACCAAGAGUUUGGUUACUGAGAGCUGGGCAGGCCACCGAUGGGAUCAUGAUAACAAGAUUUGGAUCAAGGAAAACGAAGAGGAAGCAACGCAGCGUAAGCUCGACGCUGCUGAUCGCCAUUUGGCUGCUGAUAAGCCUGAGGAGGCAACAAGCGAGCCCUCUACUUAA